Messenger RNA from Drosophila biarmipes, 1905 nucleotides. Its product is annotated as monocarboxylate transporter 12. Bases 1 to 1905 code for a protein of 634 amino acids. The record is from RefSeq and is a predicted model, not a curated record. Gene Ontology annotation, biological process: transmembrane transport. The transcript has 8 exons. Lineage: Eukaryota; Metazoa; Arthropoda; Insecta; Diptera; Drosophilidae. Gene Ontology annotation, molecular function: monocarboxylic acid transmembrane transporter activity.
AUGCAGGCCACCGCCACGCCCACCCGCCACUGCCACGGCGGGGGAGUGGGGGUAGGUGGAGCCGCCCAAGCCACCGGCACACCACCCACUCUGCCCCGGUUCCCCAGCAAACGGCAUUGUGACAAUUUCGGCAGCUAUGCCACACUGCCCACCAUUGAGCAGCAGUUGACCAUGCCCAUGAUGCCCCACUGCAGUCGACACGGUGGCGGUGGUGCUGCGGUAGUGGGUGGUGCUGGGGGAUCAGGUCCCAGUGUAAUGCCAGCCCCACCACCGCCCCGCUAUGCGAAUCCCAAUUUGAAUGGCUGCUGCUACAUGUACAACCCCAUGGCCGCCGCCCAUCAGAGCCAUCACCUUCAGCACGGCCAGCAUGGUCAGCAUGGCCAGCACCACCCCCAGAUGCCCCACCAUCAGCACCAGCACCAGCACCACCACCAGAACCAGCACCACCCCCACCAGUACGCCCCGCAAUAUUGCCUCUGCGAUAAUUGGUACCAUCACCCAGCGCCGCCGCAGCAACAGCACCACCAACAAAGGACCAAGAAUCCGAUGGCCAACGGCGGCUGCUAUUUUGGCUACGAGGCGAAUCAUCAUCCCAAUCUGCACGCCACUCCCCCGCAUCCCAGCCAUAUAACCGACGAGGAGGACUCGGCGUUUCCCGGACUGGCCGAUCGAGAGUUCCACCUGCUGCACCGGAAUAUCCCGGCACUGCGACGAACCGGAGUGGAUACCACACGCAUUAGACAGUACUUCUAUCCAGACGGCGGCUGGGGCUGGAUCAUCUGUGGCGUGUCCUUUCUGGUCCACAUCCUGACCACCGGACUGCAGCUGAGCUACGGCCUUUUGUGGUUCUAUGCCGUGCAGUAUUUGCAUAAUACCAGUGGCAUAGAACUGCUGGGCGCUUUGAGUUGGUCAGUUUCCAUGGUGGCCACAUCGUUUGUGGUGUCCCUCUGUCGCAAACGCUCCAUCCGCCUCCUGUCCAUCGUGGGCGGCCUGGUGAUGCCCCUGGGCAUACUGUUCACCUCAUUUGCCACGGAAUUUGGCCAGGUUGUUUUCAGUUAUGGCAUCGUCUUCGGAGUGGGGGUCGCCAUGGUGCGGGAGGCCUCCACCGUGAUGCUGGGCAAUUACUUUAAGCGGCGCCGUCAAUUCGUCGAAAUGGUGGCCAUGUCCGGCGAGGGAGUUGGCAUCGCUUUGUUCUCCGUCAUCCUGAAGGAGGGCGUGGGCAAGGCGGGCUGGCGCCUGGGCCUCCAGAUUGUCGCUGCCCUGACGGCACUCAGCUUUUUCAUGGGCCUAAUGUACCGACCCGCCUCCCUGUAUCAUCCACAGCGCCGGGCCAUCCAGCAUCUGAAAAAUCAGCGCAAAAAGAUGAGGGAGAAGAAGCCGAUUCUCAGCCAGGAGGUGGAGAGCAAGCCGAGAUACUUAUUCCUGGACAUAUCAUCACUGAAGUCGGUGACUGUUAAAAUUCUACUCAUGACCUCCAGCGUGGCCUCCUUUGGCAUUUAUACACCCAUGUUCCUAAUGGCUCUCAAUGCGGCCGAGCAGGGCUCAGAUGUGCAGGAGUUGGUUCUUUUGCAAACGUUUCUUGGAAUUUCCAUGGCCCUGGGUGUUGUUAUAGCUGGAGCUUUGCUGAGACGUUGCUUUGUGAUCAGGCACUUUGUGAUCAAUACAAAAAUUGUCACACAGCUGUUCCUAUCAAUUGUGGCGCUGGCCAUCCUAUUUCUGUCCUUUGUCAUGGGUUAUACAGGCCUUUGUAUACUAAGCUGGUUGUAUGGCAUUGGCCUGGGGGGCUUCCAAUAUUCCCUGAAGAUUUUGGCACUCGAACGCAUUAAGCUGAAACACUUCUCCAAGGCUUGGGGUGAGUCCGGGGACUUUGCAUGUUUAAAAUGCGGAUUAAACUUUGGGUCCUGA